This is a messenger RNA of Pipra filicauda (Wire-tailed manakin), 696 nucleotides long. RefSeq names its product proto-oncogene vav-like. The transcript is spliced from 7 exons. The annotation marks the transcript as partial. Gene Ontology annotation, biological process: regulation of GTPase activity; cell migration. NCBI's taxonomy places the organism in Eukaryota, Metazoa, Chordata, Aves, Passeriformes, Pipridae. The record is from RefSeq and is a predicted model, not a curated record. Gene Ontology annotation, cellular component: cytoplasm. Gene Ontology annotation, molecular function: guanyl-nucleotide exchange factor activity; protein binding.
GGCAGGAACGUGGCCAGUGGCGACCAGGGCUGGUUCCCCAGUGGUGCCGUGAGACCCUUCGUGGCUGUGCCGCUGCCGGAUCUCUCCGUGUACCCCUGGUACGCGGGUCCCAUGGAGCGGGCGGGGGCCGAGCAGGUCCUGGCCCCCCGCUCGGACGGCGCCUUCCUGGUGCGGCAGCGGGUCAAAGAUUCGGGGGAAUUCGCCAUCAGCAUCAAGUACCGCGGGGAGGUGAAGCACAUCAAGGUGAUGACGGGGGAGGGGCUCUAUAGGGUCACCGACAAGAAGGUGUUCAAGGGGCUGGUGGAGCUGGUGGAGUUCUACCGGCGCAGCUCCCUCAGGGAUUGUUUCAAGGCCCUGGACACGACGCUCGUGGUGCCCUUCAAGGAGCCCGAGAGCCGGGCGGGACCCCGAGCCCCGGGGGCCGUGCGCAGUUUCGGCUCGGCCAAGGCGCGCUACGACUUCAGCGCCCGGGACCGGACGGAGCUGUCGCUGCGCGAGGGGGACGUGAUCCGAGUGCUCAGCAAGAAGGGACACCCGGGCUGGUGGAAAGGGGAGAUCUACGGCCGGGUCGGCUGGUUCCCGGCGAACUACGUGGAGGAGGAUUAUUCGGAUUAUUGCUGAGCACGGACGCCCCCAAACCACCCCCUGCCCGUGUCCUCCUCGCCCCCCGGAGCCCCCCCAAAUUCUCUCCGGGUG